CAAAUGAACAGACGAGGCGGGAAACGGGUGAGCGCGCGAAGAGAGACAGCGCAACCACAGCCACAAGUUUAUCCGUGUAAGAUACACCAUGUCCGAGUAUUCAGACACCGAGUAGUAUUUUGUUAUGCGUAAAAGUUAUUUUCCCUUCAGCAGCCUAUGCUCCGAGAAUGCGCCCGGGUGUAUGAGAAUGUUUUUUUAACCAUCGUGCAAGCGCAAAUGUUGUUCACUAUCUCUAUCUCACUCAUUCACUCUCCACCUCUCCCCAGCCCAUCACUCUCCACCUCUCCCCAGCCCAUCACUCUCCAUCUCUCCUCAGUCCAUCACUCUCCACCUCUCCUCAGCCCAUCACUCGCCAUCUCUCCCCAGCCCAAUGCUCAUACCCUGGCUGAACAAGCGCCUAAUCUCUAGCCGCCAGUGAAGGCUCGAGGGUCGUCGGAUUCCUGUGAACGAAAGGAUGCGGUGCCGCAAGUUUUUUGGACAAGGUUUGGUUGGGAUCUAUCUAUGGAUGGCGGUCCUUUUAAAAGGGUCCCUACAGGGGGAGCACCAGCGCAGACUGUACAAGGAGCUGAUGGCCAACUACAAUCGUCUGGAGAGACCAGUGAUCAACGACUCCUCUCCUCUUCUGGUGGAGCUGGGAAUGACUCUGCUGCAGAUCAUAGACGUGGAUGAGAAGAACCAGGUCUUGAUGACCAAUGCAUGGCUACAGCUGUACUGGACUGAUGUGUACCUGAGCUGGAACCCAGAGAAAUACCCUGGGGUUCAGAACCUACGUUUCCCCUCCAGCCAGAUCUGGACCCCUGACAUCCUCCUCUACAACAGUGCUGAUGAAAGGUUUGAUGCUACCUUCCACACUAACGUGCUGGUGAAUGCGUCAGGUUACUGCCAGUACAUCCCCCCGGGCAUCCUGAAGAGUACCUGCUAUAUUGACGUGCGCUGGUUCCCCUUCGACGUCCAGAAGUGUGACCUGAAGUUUGGCUCUUGGACCCACAACGGCUGGCUGCUGGACCUCCAGAUGCUGGACGUGGACACGUCUACCUAUAUACCCAACGGGGAGUGGGACCUCGUGGGAGUCCCAGCCAAGCGUAAUGAGCUGUACUAUGACUGCUGUAAGGAGCCCUACCCUGACGUCACCUUCACGGUCACCAUGCGAAGACGAACCCUCUACUACGGUCUCAACCUUCUCAUCCCCUGUGUCCUCAUCUCUGGCCUGGCCCUGCUGGUCUUCCUGCUGCCCGCCGACUCUGGAGAGAAGAUCUCCCUGGGUAUCACAGUCUUGCUCUCUCUAACAGUCUUCAUGCUACUGGUUGCUGAGAUCAUGCCUGCCACCUCAGACUCUGUGCCUCUCAUCGCUCAGUACUUUGCCAGCACCAUGAUGAUAGUGGGUCUGUCUGUAGUGGUGACUGUUCUGGUCCUGCAGUUUCAUCACCAUGACCCUCAGGGCGGAAAAAUGCCCAGAUGGGUCAGGGUAGUGCUGUUGAACUGGUGUGCUUGGUUCCUGCGUAUGAAACAGCCGGGCGAGGAGCGUAAACCAGCAGGCUACAAGUACCGCCACACUCCACAGCACCACUCCAGCGCCAGCUCCAUCGAGAUGGGACCCAUGGGCACCAUGACGGGCCUCACCACGCCCCUCUCCCAGGCCCCCUGCGCCACAUGCCCCACCGGCACCUCCAACGGCAGCAUGAGCCUCUACUUCAGCUACCAUGCCAUGGAAAGCCCCCGGUGCCCCCCCUCCAGCGAUUCAGGCGUUGCGUUGGGGGGGCGGGCCCAAGGGACCCCCUGCGGGGAGGCUGAGCCCCCAGGGGGAGGUGCUGGAGGAGGAGGAAGGGGGUUGAUCUUUACUCCUCCUCCGGAGGUCCUUCAGAUCCUGGAGGAGGUGUCGUAUAUUGCCCAGCGCUUCAGGGACCAGGAUGAGGAAGUGGCGAUCUGCAGCGAGUGGAAGUUUGCUGCUGCCGUGGUGGACAGACUGUGUCUGGUGGCCUUCACUCUCUUCUCCAUCGUCGGCACCUUCACCAUUCUCAUGUCUGCUCCCAACUUCUUAGAGGCCGUCACCAAGGACUAUUUAAAGAAAUAGUGUCAAUAUGUUCAACCAUAUAUGCCAGUUUCCCGGACACAGAUUAAGCCUAGGCCCGGACUAAGAACCACUUAGCAUGCUUUUUAGUACACGACUAGGCUUUCUCUGUGUAUGGGAAACCAACCUUAUGUUCUAUCCAGAUUACUCUGGAGUAUAUUUGAGAAAAAUUGAUUUCAUGUAAAUAGAUGUAUACUAUAGAUGUAUCAAUGCAAGGGUUGUCCAUAGUCCCUUUCCUCUCCUUAGAUCCAGCUUAACUGAGGUUGUUCCUGUGUGUUGCCUUGCCAUCCAGAUAUCUCAUUAUAAUAUCAACUCGCCGUUUGAACUUUUGGAUUCCUGGACCUCCAAUCCACGACCUUUAGAACUUUGAACACUCUUGGACGUUCUGGACUGUUGUCAGCAUUAUGUAGUGUGGUUAAGGUAACUGUCUAUAUACAGAGAUGUUUCACUGUGACUUUAUGAGCUUCUUAUUGUUUUUCGACUGUUUUACUUUCACUAUAUUGUAAGUUUGUAUGUACACACCGUUUACUUUUUGAUGGUCGAAGCUAAAUAGCAUCUAACUCUGUCACGGUUGUAGAAGUGAUGUGUUCUCUUGGUCCCAGUUGACAUUGUUGUCACGGUAGUAACUGCUUGACGUUGACGGUGCCACUGUGAAAACCUGGAAUGAUUCAUAGACAGAAUAGUGACAUCGUCAUGUAAGACUCACCUGCACAUUAGAAGAGGAAUCAGCCUGCAACAACCUGAAACAACAAGAGCUAUUGAAACAAGCAACUGGACAAGUGGAUACUGAAGAUCUGCACUGGCUGCUAGCCUGAAACAACUCCUGCUGAGACUGGGCCUGUGCUAAUAUGGACACGUAAUCCCACCAUAUAUUGGAGAAUUACUGUAGAUCCAUUAUUGAUCCAUUAUCCAUCUGUUAUUAUUAGUAGGUGUAAUCAGUUUAUAUGACAUAAAUGUAUCUGUGCUGCAUAUAGGGGAAUGGAUAUGGUGGUGUUACAUUAACAUGGAGGAUCUCUGUGUCUGCCUGUUGUGAUGAUCUCUAACCUAAAUGUAAAGGUUAAAUGGAGAACACAACAACCUCAGGGAGGUUAUUAUGACUAAAGAUCAAGAUAUUCUUCCUGUUGAUAUUGAUUGAAACAUAAUGUGGUUUUACUAAUUAGGCAUAAAGACCAUGGUAUAUGGAAGCCCUCAGGCCAGACAGUCGAUACUGUAAGUAACUGAACUAAACUGCCUGUCAUGUUAGAGAGUUAGUCCGUGAGUUAGUCCGUGCAUCUACGUUUUUCUAUGAAUUAUCAUUGUUACUGUAUACUGAACAUACCCCCCCAACCCACAGUCAGAGUCCUCCUCUGUUGUAGCUGUUGUCGUCACACUGCUGUCCUCUUCUUCCUGUGAUUUUUUUGCUCUUACCUAAUAAAUAUCCCAUAUAGCCUA
This is a messenger RNA of Salvelinus fontinalis (brook trout), 3499 nucleotides long. RefSeq names its product neuronal acetylcholine receptor subunit alpha-7-like. The transcript has 9 exons. Gene Ontology annotation, biological process: signal transduction; nervous system process; regulation of membrane potential. Gene Ontology annotation, molecular function: transmembrane signaling receptor activity; acetylcholine-gated monoatomic cation-selective channel activity. Gene Ontology annotation, cellular component: neuron projection; synapse; postsynaptic membrane. Lineage: Eukaryota; Metazoa; Chordata; Actinopteri; Salmoniformes; Salmonidae. Bases 455 to 2071 code for a protein of 538 amino acids. The record is from RefSeq and is a predicted model, not a curated record.